CAAAAAUACUGAAAUAGGAAGGAGAAGAAAGGGAAGAAAAGCAUCAUCAGCAUCCCACCUUCUCUCUCCCCAGGUCUCCCUCUCAUAACUCUUCCAACACUCCCCUCUCUCUCCUGCCUUCAGUCUCCAACAUCAAUUUCAGUUAAACAAUUCCACAAACACCUCUCCCACCACCGCCCAACUCCGACCAUAUCGCCGCCGUCCGGCAUGAAACUCCGGCCGCCGGCUUCUUCCCCCAGUUAAAUGCCCAAAUCAGCCAUCCCUUUACUCCCACCUCCAAUGGCCAACACCAGCUCCGCCUCCACCCCGUCGGAAACCUUCUCAACCGAAGAGGUCACCGUUAAAUCGUUGAACAAGCGGUACGAAGGCCUGGUGACCGUCAAAACCAAGGCCAUCCGAGGCAAGGGAGCCUGGUACUGGGCCCACUUCGAGCCCGUCUUAAUUAAAAACCCAGACACAAACCUCCCCAAGGCAGUGAAGCUCAAGUGCAUCCUGUGCAACGCCGCGUUCUCCGCCUCGAACCCGUCCCGAACCGCCUCGGAGCAUCUCAAGCGAGGUACUUGCCCCAACUUCGGCUCCGUUUCCAAGGCCAUUUCGCUCCCACCUUCACAGCAACUACCCCCCUUAGCUUCCCCUUCCUCUUCCUCUCACAAUCACAAGAAACGGAAUACCCAAAUUGCCCCUAACCCAGUUGCCGUUGUUACCCCUGCUGGGUUUAAUCAGCAGCAUUUUGUGCUGUCCGGUGGGAAAGAGGAUUUGGGUGCUUUGGCAUUGCUGGAAAGCAGCGUCAAGAAGCUAAAGAGCCCGAAAUCUUCGCCCGGUCCGAUUUUAAGCAAGGGUCAGGUGGAUUCUGCUUUUGGUUUGUUGGCUGAUUGGGUUUACCAGUCUUGCGGGUCGGUUUCGAUUUCGAGCCUUGAGCACCCUAGAUUCAGGGACUUUUUAGGCCAAGUGGGAUUACCGCCGUUGUCAUCUAGACGGGAGUUCUUGGGUGCAAGGCUCGAUUCGAAGUUUGACGAAGCAAAAACGGAGUCGGAAGCUAGGAUUAGAGAGGCUUUGUUCUUUCAGUUAGCUUCAAAUGGGUGGAAGAGCAGGGGUUGUGGGUAUGGGGAUGAGAAUUUGGUUAAGUUUAGUGCGAAUCUUCCCAAUGGGACUAGCGUGUUCCAAAAGGCUGUGUUUAUGGGUAGUAAUUUUGUGCCACCGGAUUAUGCAGAGGAGGUGUUGUGGGAGAGUACGACUGGGGUAUGUGGGGGUGAUGUGCAUAGAUGUGUAGGUAUAGUUGCUGAUAAGUAUGGUGGUAAAGCAUUGAGGAAUUUGGAGAUGCAAAACCAUUGGAUGGUUAACUUGUCUUGCCAGCUUCAAGGGUUUAUGAGUUUGGGAAAGGAUUUUAUCAAAGAACUUCCGCUUUUCAAGUCUGUUAUUGAUAAUUGCUCGAAGGUUGCUAAUGUUUUCAAUUACAAGUCUCAGGUGAGGAACAGUUUUCAGAGGUAUCGGUCAGAAGAUACCGAGCUUCCCGGAUUGAUCAGGGUUCCUCCGCGUAAUUGUGAUAGCUCAAAGAACUUUGCUUCUGUUGUUGGAAUGGUGGAGGAUAUAAUGAGCUGUGGUCGGGUGCUACAUUUAGUCACGAUGGAUGAAUCGUACAAGGUGGUAUGUGUGGAGGAUCCGUUGGCAAGGGAGGUGGCUGAAAUGAUUCAAGAUGUGGGGUUUUGGAAUGAGUUGGAUGCUGCUCAUUCGCUAGUGAAACUGAUCAAAGGCAUGGCUGAAGAGAUUGAGGCUGAGAGGCCAUUAGUAGGGCAAUGCCUUCCACUUUGGGAGGAGUUGAGAGCAAAAAUGAAGGACUGGUGUGCCAAAUUCCGGAUAACUGAAGGUCCUGUUUUUAAUGUUGUUGAGAAGAGAUUUAGGAAGAAUUACCACCCGGCAUGGUCAGCCGCAUUUAUCCUUGACCCACAGUACUUGACUAGGGAUGCCAGCGGGAAAUACCUUCCCCCGUUCAAGUGCUUGACAAAUGAGCAAGAGAAAGAUGUGGAUAGGCUUAUAACCCGGCUGGUAUCCAGGGAGGAAGCUCAUAUCGCGUUGAUGGAGCUUAUGAAAUGGAGAUCAGAAGGGCUCGACCCACUGUAUGCGCAAGCAGUUCAGGUGAAACAGCGGGACCCUGUGACAGGAAAGAUGAGAAUGGCAAACCCUAAGAGCAGUAGGUUAGUGUGGGAGACUUGCUUAAAAGAGUUCAAGUCAUUGGGGAAGGUUGCUGUUAGGCUUCUCUUCCUUCAUGCAACCUCAUGCGGGUUUAAGUGCAAUUGGUCUUUUAUGAGAUGGGUUUGUGUGCAAGGGAACUCAAGGGUGGGCCUUGAUAGGGCUCAGAAGUUGAUUUUCGUUUCUGCCCAUUCGAAGCUUGAAAGUCGGGAUUUUUCAAGUGAGGAAGAGAAGGAUGCAGAAUUGUUUGCCAUGGCAAGCGGUGACGAUGACAUGCUCAGUGAUGUCUUUGCUGAUGCGCCCUCAGUGAGUCAUAAAAUCAUGGGUACUGCAGAGAUAAGGUUGGGCCCGCUGUUGAACAUAGAUCCCCGUUGAAAGGAUGUCAUGUUGCCUAUUAUCUGUUAGAGUUGCCAUGAUUGCUAAAAGGUCUUGAGCAAGCUGUAAGCAAGAGCGGCUGUCGGCAUUAGGAAUCACAUGAUAUGGCUGAAAGGAUUGGGUAACUAACGUGAACUGAUUUUUAUUUUCCAGGAACUCAUUUGGUGGAGAGUUGGCAGCGGAUCUUGUCGGCAAUGGGGACUAAUACCGACUGCUCACCAACUAGAGGGGUAAAGCCUUUUUCACUCGUAUGGUAUGGCUUUUUAUUAUUCACUCCACUCAUGUCUUUUUUUUUAGUAAAAGUUGAAGGGAGAUACAAUUAUUAGUAUAGGACAUCACCUUUAUCUUUAUACAAGAAUCUUUACCCUUUUCAA
Rhododendron vialii is the source of this 2936-nucleotide messenger RNA. RefSeq lists its product as uncharacterized. NCBI's taxonomy places the organism in Eukaryota, Viridiplantae, Streptophyta, Magnoliopsida, Ericales, Ericaceae. The coding region runs from base 244 to 2562 and encodes 772 amino acids. The transcript is spliced from 4 exons. The record is from RefSeq and is a predicted model, not a curated record.